CUAUGGAGCACCGCGAGGAGAGCAGAAAGUCUCUCUCCGUCGAUCUUCAUCCUCUUGUUCCUCCUCCUCCUCCUCCUCCUCCUCCUCCUUCUCGUUCCAGCGUGGAGGAGCCGACUCACUGGCCAGAGAACUCGAGUCUCUCCUGCGGAACAUCCCCGGCAGUUUCACGUCGACGGUCAUCCGGAUCGACUCGCGGCCAAGGUCGUUCGUCAAUGUUCUCUUCUGUGUGUUCGCCAAUCGACGUAGGGGGACGUCGAUUUUAAAGGGAGCGAGUUCAAUUAAUCCAAGUUUGUGAAAGAAGAAUUGUGCUUUGAUUUUUCUUCGUCGAAAGGAUCGUGUAAUUUUGAUAAAUGAAGAAGAUGGAAGAAUCUGGAGUAUUGUGGAUCGACGAGUGAUUUUCACGAUGGAAUUAAUAGUGGGCGUGCACCGGUGUUUCUCCAGAGGAUUUUGGAUAUUUCUAUGUUUGAAGAUUUUUUAGCAAUAAUGAGAUUAAGGGAAUCGAUUGGGAAAAACGAAUGACGUCGAUGUAUAGAAAUACAACCAAGAGAAAAGCCAUAGGGAGCCUGCAAGACGUGGAUCUUAUUCUAAUAUAAUUUAAAUUGAAAAUGUCUUGCGUGGGGAUGUCCUGUUACGAAGAUGGCUUCCGGUUGGCUGGUCCCGCCUCGGAAUGCUCUCUCAGGAGCAAAGCUCGCAUUGAUGCCCUUUUCGAGGACUCCAGAUCGAUUUACGGAUCCAACAUUGGGGGAUGGUACGGUGGGGUAUCGACUGUGAACUCGAAUUACGUGGAGAACGUGGGGGCGGAGGAGCAAAGGCGGGUGAACAGCGCCGUACAAGCGCGGAUCGAAGCGAUGUUCGCCUCGGUGGAGGCCGAAAGCGGAACACCCGAAGAAUGCGUCGCUGCAAUUUUACCGGUGAAAUACAUGGGAGCAGCUCCAGUAGGUGGUCGUGUAGCCAGCGUUCGAGGUCUCCAAGAGCCUCUGCGUCAACUUCUGGAAAGGAUCGACGACUCCGUGAGAGCGGAACUCGAGGUUUCGAGACGAGGGCUCACUUUUCGCAUCAAUGACGCCUGCGAGAAGAACAACCCCUUUCGCAGAAUCGCCGUGUGGAGCGCGUUGAGGCUACGCGGUAAACGCAUGCAAUCGGGAGAGCUGCAUCACGCUUUCUUGCCGUUGGUAGGCGAUCACGAGCAGAGCCAGACAGGCGAGGAGAAGCACGCAGACUUAUACAGAACAAUGCGUGGACUGAAAACGACAGCGGAAAAUUAUCCACCCAUAUUCGCUGUAGUAAUGCGACGACCAGGUGCAACGAGAUUAUUAGAGUGUCACGCGUUCGCCUGUAAAACGGAAGACGACGCGGUGGCCGCAGCAGCGACCCUCUACAGAGCUCUUCUGGCUGAUCUCGAUGCGAAUCGACGUCGACCAAGGCACACGAAUGGCGUUGGUUGCGUGAGCCUAGCUUCGAUAGCCUCCAGUGAUAGAAAACCCAGCCUAAGUAGCAGACUCGGCAUCAGAACGAACAUUUUGCAAGCAGAAUCUGUUAAACCGACUACUUCGCAUCCUGUAAGACCUCCACGAACGAAGAAGAUCUCGGUGUCCAGUUCGGUAACGGAGGAUGAAACCUCGAAACCAUCGGAAUUACAAAAAGCACCGAGAAGGAAGAAAAAGAAUUCAGACGUGAAAGCAGAAGAUAUUUUGGAGGCACGAGGAAGGAGAAGAGAGACUCCGAAGGAAAAAAUGAUUCCGCUCGUCCAGAAUUUCAAUUCUAUCCAGAAAAACUUCGAUUCGAGGGUAUCUGAAAAGGAGGAAUGGCAAAACUCGAAGAACAAGAUAUUUGGAACUAAAUCGGACUUAAUAAUAUCGGAAAAAAUUGAAAUGGACAAUUUUAAUAAAUCCUCGAGUAAAAUUUACGAUAUCGGAGCUAAUGGAUUGUACGAGACUGUUUCCAAUAGAUACGAGACAUGUCCUGUGAGUGGAAAAGCAGGGAAAAACGAGAGUCUUAAGAAACAGAGCCCCGAUAAGGAAUCAGAAAGCAUCAAGGACAAGAUGUACGAAAAGACGCGUGAUUCCUACGAACUGAUCCCUUCGAAAGAUAUCUCCAAGAGUCAAGAGACGUAUUCUUCAAAUAAAUCUCCUAAAUCAAACGCUUUGAUCCACGACAGGAUCAAGGACAAACCGACUUGCAAGAGCGAAGAAAACUCGCUGUACGAGCGAGCGAAUAAAAGAGGUAGCAAGGAGAGACUCUAUGAAGAUCAUUUCAAAGACGUUGACAAGAUAUACAGUCUCGCUCAAGAGGAUGUUCAGAGUAGUAGAACCGACAAACUCGAGAAAGGGAAGAUAAGAAGUUCCCAGGAGGACAUUUUCUUCGGCAGAUCUCGCAAAAGUGACUUUUACCAAUUGAAUCAGGAAAAUUUCGAUGAUUCCGUGCCCGUGGAACGAAGAAGAUCGAGGGACCAGGAGAAAUGUACAUCCGGAAGACGAGUGAGCAGAGUGGUCACUAUGGACAAGCCUCUGAAGAAACAGUUGAGCGACUCCACGUCGAAUUUGGAUUUAUCCGAGUAUAAUCAGCCGAGGAUCAGGAAGAGGAGCAGAGCUGGUAGCGAGCCACCCGUUAGCAGAUCCGAAGACGCGACCAAGAAUCUUCAAGAAGGCAAAUUGAAGAGAUCUCAAAGCGAUAUCGACGUGGAUCGAGGAGAUUUGAUGACCAGGGUCGAGUUACCUAGAAGAGGAAGCUUUUUGAAUCCUGGAAGCGCUAGAAGGCCUAAUAGCAUCAAAGGUGGCACUCCUCUGGGAUUCACAGAGUUGUUCGACGAGUUUAGAAACCAGGAAGGCCUGACCAGUGUUGACGACAUCUUGGCAGCUAUUAUCGGUAAUUAUCGUUCCAUAAAAUUGAAAAUAACCCACAAUAUAUAUGUAAUAUUUUUAUAUUGUCUUUUUCAUUUAGAUCCCGAAGGGAUGUCCUUCAACGAUUUGAAACCAUUGUAUAAAGAGUUCUUGUUGAAAUUGGCGGCGACGUUGACACAGGAUGAGUUGUAUCAGAGGUCAGCGAGCAUAAUGAGAAGACGUCGAAGACCGCAACGAAGACGAUCGAAUCGACGAACCUGCUUACUUGGCAGGGCUAUCAAGAGGUCGGUGUCGAGGCUGAAAGGUGGACCGACAGAAUUCACUUCCGUCAUAUUCCCUGCAAAAAGAUUGAACGAUAGUUUCGGUAGCAGUUCUUCCUGCGAUGUCAGAAACAAUCACAGAAACCGCGUAUUGGCUAGCAGGCUGGCGAAGAGAAGGUCUUCUUGGAGGACGAGUAAAAAUGCUUGCCACACUACUUCGGAGGACAGUGAUACAUGUAGAAGAUUAAACAGAAGCGCAGGCGUUGCCGCGAAUAGGAGCAGCAGUGGUUACGUGAGUUGCAGCGAGUGCAGUUACGAUUCUGAGUCUUGCACCUGCGUAUCGGCGGACAAAUGUUAUUGCUCGUUGUCCAGAAGAAUUCCGGAACAGCCUCAUGUGCCUCCAAACACGGUGGUGUGCUCGUGUGACACCGACAGCUGCUCCGAGAGCAAUAAGUGUUACUGCGCCCGACAAUCGAUUCGUCCGACGAUACUGGAACAACUGAGGCAAAGGGGCAUCGUGCCCUAUGAAAGUACCUUAAGCCGAGCCGGAAGUCCAGACAGAGCACGAGCGACGAAGACAGGGAGAGGUCGAACGCCUUCUCAAGGUUUGGAUGUACUCAAGAAGCAGUCGUCAUCAAGCUAUGGCAGUUCGAACAAUCUCGCCCUGGAUUACGAUCUUUUCAAUCCAGAUCGGAAAUCUCAACAAUCGUCGGACAGUGAAAAAGUGUUGGUCGUUAGUGCCAGAGACACGCAGGGUCGUUUGGUGUACGUUGGCGGCGCAGACAGGAAUAAGAAAUGUCAUUCCCAUUCUUCCAGUCGAUCUGGAGCGCAUCACGAAGCCCUUUCCAUCAAGAAAAGCGCGGAAAUCGCGGCAGUCUUCGGGGCUGAUUCGAAUAGGAUCAGUAGACGAGCUAGUAAUGCCUCCAGCAUUAAGAGUUCCAUUAGUCUCGAGGCUGGACUAGGAUAUUUACCAUGAUGAUUCUUAAUGUUAAUUCUUCCUAUUUGAUCUAAUCGAAAUGUUUUAAGGAUAUAAAAUAUUUUUUUAAGUUAUGGAGAAAUCGAAAAUUAAUAAAUUGAUAAUUAAUAAAUGGCAAUGAUGUAAUUUUAAAUAGGAAGAUGCCAAAGAGAUUAAAAAAGUAUAUAA
Molecule: messenger RNA, 4244 nt
Organism: Apis laboriosa (Himalayan honeybee)
Lineage: Eukaryota; Metazoa; Arthropoda; Insecta; Hymenoptera; Apidae
Exons: 7
Coding region: 606-4076 (1156 amino acids)
Source: RefSeq, a predicted model, not a curated record